AUGACCCAGGACCAGCAGGGAGACGAGGGAGUGGAGCAGAGCCUGUCUGAUAAGGAAAACAAUGGGUUCCCCCGCCAGGAGGUGCUAACUGCAGGGGGAAGGAAAAGGAGAUCUCAUAUGCUUUGGGAAAAAGACAGGAUUUCUCAGAGAGUGGAAGUCCUGUUCAAAGAGCUCAGCAUCGGGAAGACGGCAUCUGAAAGCACCCGGGUCUCGACCAGGAUGCUGAGUGCUGCCGCUCAGGUUAGCAGAAAUCUCCAGGGUCCAGACAGCAGACCAGAACCAUCCAGGACCAUUUUUAAAGGACCGAAGAAACAUCUGUCUGUUCCUGCCUCAAAACUCUGCAGGAGUCCACCUCAGUGGAGGAGCCAAGGUGCCACCAAAGACAGACGAGGUGCUGACAGAACCAACACUCCAAAGACGAAGGUUCUGCUUGGCACCAGUCUGGGUGCAGACCGAAUGGUCCAAGCUGUGAGGUACCACUACCGGCCACCAGCUGUUCUUUCAACGCUCACUAAUGUGGGUGAAGGUGGCAUGUCAGACGUGUUGGUGACGCAUUCCCAGAACAUGGAUCACCUGGAGUCCAGCCUGUCUGGACUGAAAGUCGUCCUCUCUGAUCUGCAGUCCAAGCUGGCAGAAGACAUCAAGCCCGGCGGCCUGCUCGCCACUGGACACAUAAAGAAAGGAGACUUACAGGAUGACACGCUGAGAGAGUUCCCCAGAGGAGAAGACACAGAACCAGAACCAAGUCUCAGUCUCUGUGGUUUAGGAACCAAAGCAGUCAAAACACAGGAAAGCUCUGGAACUAACCCACUGUCAAGAAGUCACAUGAUGCAUCAUAUCCCAUCAGACGGCAGCUCAGCGCUGACACAUAGCUGCACUCUGCCCGAGGAAACCAGCAUGCACACGCCAACACACGGUUCCACCGUCAACCCAUCGCUCAACCAGUUAUACGACAUCAACGCGCCGGCUGGGCUGUGGUUCCUUCAAGGCUCAGAAUCUCUCCUAACUUCAAAGCAUCUGACCCCAGAGGACGGGGCUGAAGGUCACCGUGGAGUGGACAAGGUCACACGGAGGCUGCUGAUGCCCACGGCCGAGCACACACAAGAAGAACGUGAAGGUACGCAUGGAGGAGCAGAAUCAGGGUUCAGGCUCGACCCCGGCACCACCAGAGCGUGCUCGUAUGAAGGUCGUGGAGCUCAGGGAUGA
This is a messenger RNA of Thalassophryne amazonica, 1206 nucleotides long. RefSeq lists its product as uncharacterized. The coding region runs from base 1 to 1206 and encodes 401 amino acids. NCBI's taxonomy places the organism in Eukaryota, Metazoa, Chordata, Actinopteri, Batrachoidiformes, Batrachoididae. The record is from RefSeq and is a predicted model, not a curated record. The transcript has 3 exons.